CUGCUGUCACCUCUACGUUACUCUACCAAAUGGUCGGGUUAUACUUGUGUGGGUGUAGAAUAUUGAGGUUAUAGCGAAUUGAAUUAAAAAUAAUUUAUUGAAUUUAGACUGUAUAAAUAACUGCUCAAUGAAAAACCGUCCAAAAUGGCUCUGCUCGGCGCUCAACUGGUUAUAACUCUAAUAAUGGUCUCAGUGAUUCAAAAACUGGGGAAUUAUUCGUUCGCAAGGUGGUUAUUAUGUUCGACAGGGUUGUACCGGUACUUGUAUCCUGAUAACAAUGAGUUGAAGGCUUUGGCUGGUGUUCCUAAAGACAAGCUAAAGGGGAAGAAAGGGGGAAAACAUGAGCCGAAUGGGAAGGCGGAGACGUUUCAUGUUCCGCGGAGCCUUGAGAUACAGCUGGAGACGGCACCGGUGACGGCACUGGACGUGAUACACCUGAGAUAUUACACGGAGUAUCAGUGGAUAGUAGAUUUUUCACUUUACACAAGUAUUGUGUAUAUUUUGUCAGAGAUGUACACUUCAAUAUUUCCGCUGAAAGAUGAGUUCAACCUGAGUAUGGUGUGGUGCUUGCUGGUGGUUCUCUUCUCAUUUAAAAUCCUGCUCACCCUAACCAAGCAGUACUUCACCAGCGAGGAAUCCAUCGGGGAACGCUCCACCUGCAUCGUGGCCUUCUGCGUGUUCCUCCUCAUCGCUAUGAUGGUGCUGAUUGUGGACGAGAGCAACCUGGAGGUCGGGGUGGACCCGGCUUAUGACAGCUUUUAUGAGAACGCGCAUAAGUUUCUGGAGAAUCAGGGGCUGUCUUCUGUAGGGCCAGCAUCCAAGUUGAUCUUAAAGUUCUCAUUCGCUAUCUGGGCCGCCAUCAUCGGGACCCUGUUCACGUUCCCUGGACUCCGAGUGGCCAGGAUGCAUUGGGACUCGUUAAGAUACUACGGCGACAACAAAUUGAAGAGUUUCCUCCUGAACGCCAACUUCGCAAUGCCUUUCGUGCUGGCGCUGCUGUGGGUACGACCCGUGACGAGGCACUAUCUCACAGUCCGCGUGUUUAGCGGCAUGGAAAAACCUAUAAUGACAGGUGGCGCCUUCGACACCCUCCGUUUGACUCUAGUUGCAGCAUCAGUAGUUUUACGUCUAAGUCUGAUGCCACGACAACUGCAGUCCUACCUCGACAUGGCGCAGAGGAGAUUAGACGCGCAAAGAAAAGAGGCUGGUCGAAUUACUAACGUGGAUCUACAGAAAAAGGUGGCCUCAGUAUUCUACUACCUCUGCGUAGUCGCGCUCCAAUACAUAUGCCCCAUCAUAAUGUGUCUCUACUUCGCGCUUAUGUACAAAACAUUAGGCGGUUACGGCUGGGCCGACCUGUUCUAUGAGAGGAACGAAAUGUGCAGUCCCGAAGAAAAGGUCCUUCCAGAAGAACUAGAUUUAGAGCAGUAUCAGAUGGCUUGGGAGAAUCUUAAGAUGGUAUUUACUCAAGAAGUAUACCGAGGCGUGUUCGGGUUCGCGACUUGGUGGUCGCUUUUCGCAUGGUUCGCGACAACAUCGCUGGGUCUUGCCUACCAGACGUACUUCCGCAUCUCGUGAUACCCUGGUACCAUCAGAUUUUGUUACAGUAGGAUUUUGAAUCUUGUUUUAUAGGUUUAAGGUCCAAAAUGAGAACCGCAGUAGAUUCAGAUCUGAGGCCUAUUACAUAAUAGAAUACAAGCUAAUACUAUUAGUGAUUUUACGUACAUAAUCACUAAUAGCAUUAGCUUGUAUUUUAUUAUGCAACAGGCCCCUGGAAAUACUUUAAAAAAUACUAUUUUUCUCGUCUACUACCUACUAUUGUAUCCUGAAUAAUCAACGCUGUGACAAAAAAUAAUUGAACGGGAUUUGUCGCGGAGAAUCGCACAUUUUGCAAAACAAAUAAAUUGUAUAAUGUGGACGUGUCUUUUAAAUCCGCUGGCAACACUAACCUCUAUGAUUGUCUAUAUUCAUAAACAAUGGAUACAAACGUUCAAAAAGUGCCGUACGCCAUUAAAUAAGAUCCAUAAAACAAACGUUUUGGGAAUUAAUUCUUCAAAAAAAUCUAAUUUGAUUGACCUACCGAUAGUGUUUUUGGCUAUUAUAGUUAUAUAAGACACAACCAGAAUUCCUGUGUUCUUAAGACAGUAAAGCCAAGCAAACUUACGGCUCAAAAUUAAUAGUAUGUAUGUAUAAACUCUUUAUAGUACAAAACACAAAUAUGGCACAGGAUACGCAGGAAAGGCGAAUUGCAUUGUGGUCAGGAGAGUAGUACCUUUACUCACAUUUUUAUUAAUAUGUAUGAAUGUUCAAUAAUUUCAAAAUGUAGAUUAUUAUAUUUUUCUUGGUUUGUUCGGCUAUUGAUUGACGUUUAAUUUGUAUUGUGUUUUAAGACUGCGUUUGUGUAUAUUCCCAGUCGGUUUCUGUUGAAAACUGUUGGUAUUAUGUUUAGCCAAUUUUGCAUUUGACUUUAAAAUUUAGAAAAUUGUGUCAAAAUCUCUAUUUAUUAGUGCUUCUAGUCUAGUCAUAUUGUUCAGUCAGCAUAUUACCUUCGUAAGAAUAACCUUCUUAUGCACAAUAUCUUACUUUUAUCGUUGGCUGUACUGUUUGUGUAGAUAAAGUAGAUAUAACUCCCCUUUUCUUUUUUAUUUAUUAUGAUUAAGUAUAAAUUACAAUUUGUGGAAUUUUUGAUUAGAAAAUAACUGAGAUUCAUCAAAUGUAAGUAAGUUGAUACAGUCUGACCAUUUGUAAACUUUAAAACUGUGAAAUUAGGUUAUUUUAAGUGUUAUCAUUUAUCAACCUUAACUAACAUUUGAAAACUCAUUCCAAUGUCACUUACGCUUGUUAUACAAUAGGGCAAAAUUAUUUGGCCCUUUGCGUUGCCACGCCCAUUCAAAAAACGUCCCGUUUUCAAAACAUCCCUUUCAUUGAGUGCAGUGGCGUAUCGUGAACCAAUCUAGCCACAUCUGCGAGGCCCUUUUCAAUGUGUCUUCCCAAGGUAAUAAAAAGGUUGGCUUUGAAAGGCCCCCCUAAGUGCGAGGGUGUGGGCGAAGGCCCCAUUCGCCCACGCCUAGCUACGCCACAGAUUGAGUGCCACUUUCGGAAAAUGCCACAUUUGCAAAAUAGGCUACUUAGGUAUAAAAACUGAGUUUAAAAAAAGGUUACUUCUUUUUUGUGGAAGCUACAUACUACAUUAAAGUGCAUCAAUAUCUGAUGAUAAUAAAUUUAGUUAGUCUCAUUCAAAAAGACUCACUUUUUGAAACGAUAUCUUGCAAAUUAUGACAAACAUUUAUUAAGAUGCAAAAUUUUGCAAAUGUGGCAUUUUAUAAACAAGAGGUUUGGCAAUUGGGGCAUUUGCAGAGACGUGCGCUCCGGCGUGCGAGUGGUCAUCGCUAUAUACAUGCAUAGCGCUGUCUCGCUCACACAUCACAUUGUAACCGCGCAAAGUCAGCUUUACUUCUCUUGGCAGUGUGUGGACACCAGACUAGCAUGAGUUACAUUGUCCAUACUUGAAGUCGCGCUUGACAUAUGGAAUCGCGCGCGACAACGCAAGUCAUGCUAGCAGAUCAGUUAGUGUACUAACAUGACACGGAUCUAGUAGCUGUAAGCAUUUGUAUUUACUAAUUUAUAUUGGACUGUUUUAAAUAAAUAUUUGAGUUAUUA
This is a messenger RNA of Cydia strobilella, 3660 nucleotides long. RefSeq names its product transmembrane protein 161B (gene emei). The coding region runs from base 145 to 1578 and encodes 477 amino acids. The transcript has 9 exons. Lineage: Eukaryota; Metazoa; Arthropoda; Insecta; Lepidoptera; Tortricidae. The record is from RefSeq and is a predicted model, not a curated record.